Messenger RNA from Aspergillus nidulans FGSC A4, 3399 nucleotides. RefSeq names its product putative SNF2 family helicase/ATPase. The transcript is spliced from 2 exons. NCBI's taxonomy places the organism in Eukaryota, Fungi, Ascomycota, Eurotiomycetes, Eurotiales, Aspergillaceae. Bases 1 to 3399 code for a protein of 1132 amino acids. Gene Ontology annotation, molecular function: ATP binding; nucleotide binding; hydrolase activity. The record is from RefSeq and is a predicted model, not a curated record.
AUGGCACGAGAAAGCAACGCCCCGAUUGAUCUCACGACCCCGGUAAAACCGAAGGAACAGACAAACCGUCCUCUCCCGCACCAGCCUGAGUUCGGGGUCCCCUCACCUCUGGGCCGCCAGCCCUACCCUCAAAAUCACGGCUCAAGCAAUCCUUUUAACAUUCCCAAGCAGAACCGCCCUAGACCAGAGCAUCAUAGACCACAACAAAAUUAUCAACGACCACACAACCCUCUCCACCAGAAUGCGAGCCGACCAAACUUUCCUCCUUCCCACGCCGCGUCCACUCCCAAGAACCGCGAGCCUUUCGACCCUUUCAAACCUGUCCGUCCCUCCGCCUACAAGAAUGAUGGGAUGUCUCGCCCUGUCAAUAAUGAAGUCUUCGAGAUCCGCCGCCCCGAGAAUAUUACUUUCGGCACUCCCAGAGCCCCAAAGACUUUUUUCGCCAAUAAAGCUUCUCCGCUGAAACAAAAUACUGCCGCUAAGAAUCUGCAGAACUUUGUCGACCUAACAACAACAACGCCCGGAGGUGGCUUUUCUACUUCUCGGACGAGCCGGAAUCCAGGAUUCGGAAUCUCAACGGCGAACGAUUGGGUUGAUACAGCGAAGGCUAAUGAGAAUAUCAAAGCGCUGCUGGAAGGAGCAUUUGAAGACGAAGAUGAAAAGCAACCAAAGCCAAAAGGCAAGAAGAAAAAGAACAAGAAGAACAAGGGGAAAAAACAGAACAGCGAGAGCCCGAAAGCCAAAGAAGAGAGUUCGGAUAUGGAUGACCUAGCCACUAAGCUGCAGGGAGUGAGUGUCAACGAGAGUCAACAAGCUGAAAACGAUGACGAUUUUACUACGAAGGAGAGCACCAAUGAAACAGAUGAACAGGAAGUCGAGGACGAGAAGGACGGCAGUGACGCUGGUUCGGAAACCGAGGAAGACAGUGAAGACGAAGACGAUGAUGGGGUUGUCGAAGGCCUGAGGGUUCAACUGCUCCCUCACCAGCGGCAGGGAGUAAACUGGAUGUGCGCUAAAGAGAUCGGCUCACUGAAACCCAGAAAGGAGGAGAAGGGCGUGCUCCCGAAGGGUGGUAUUCUAGCAGACGAUAUGGGUCUUGGAAAGACAGUCCAAGCCAUCGCCCUGAUGCUCACAAAUCAGAAGCCGAAAGACGGGUCGAGACGUCAACCAGCACUGUCCGAUCACGACCGAAAACCUGAAGAUACUGAUGAAGAAAGUGCCGAGUCGAGAAAUCUCCCGAAAGGCUUGAGCAAAUCCACUCUGGUCGUCGCACCUCUCGCAUUGAUCAAACAGUGGGAAUCCGAGAUCAAAACCAAGGUUGAACCUUCCCACAGGCUCCGAGUCCUUGUAUACCACGGCAAUGCAAGGGCUAAAGCAACUGACAGUUUGGACGACUAUGAUGUUGUCAUCACUACAUAUGGUACCCUGACUUCUGAGCACAACGCAGUGACCAAGAACGAUAAGAAGGCGGGCAUUUUCUCCGUCUACUGGUACCGCAUCAUUCUCGAUGAAGCCCACACCAUCAAAAACCGCAACGCAAAGGCAACACAGGCAGCAUAUGCAUUGGAUGCUGAGUACCGUUGGUGCCUUUCAGGCACGCCCAUGCAGAACAAUCUCGAUGAGUUACAGAGUCUGAUUAGGUUUCUCCGAAUCAAGCCAUACAACGAUUUGGCUAAUUGGAAGGACCAAAUUACACGGCCAUUAGCGAACGGGCGCGGUGGACUCGCAAUUGAACGGCUACAAGUUGUCCUUAAAGCCUUCAUGAAGCGCCGUACCAAAGACGUGCUAAAGCUUAAUGCCAACCUUAAGCCUGGUGAAGAAGCUGACGGGGAAAAGAAAAAUCCCGGGUUUCAAAUCGUCAAGCGUGAGGUGGUCAAAGUCGCAGUUGACUUUAUGCCCGGGGAGAAGAAUUUUUACGAGCGACUGGAACAGCGAACGGACAACAGUCUCGAAAAGAUGAUGGGUGAUUCUAAAAUAGAUUAUGCUGGGGCGCUGACUUUACUGUUACGACUCCGACAGUGCUGUAACCAUCCCGAUUUGGUCAGAAGCGACCUGGCUAAAGACAAGGAUGUCCUCUUGCAGACGGGUACUUCGAACAGUCAAUCAUCGUCCAAAAAGCAGGAUGAGCUGGAUGAUGUGGCGGAUCUAUUUGGUGCACUGAGUGUUGUGUCAAAGAAAUGCGACAUCUGUCAGAUGACAUUGAGCCAAGUCGAAUCUACCGGAGGAGGUAGCAGAUGCAGUGACUGUGAGAAAGAUUUCAACACGCCUUUUGUUGCAGACGGGGCCAAGAAGAAGGAGGAGGAGGAGGAGGAGGAGAAGAAGAAGAAGAAGAAGGCAUCCGAGCAUAUUGCCGACCCCACCGCGUCUCCAUCAGAACGCCGACUGCAAAACCGCAUGGCUCGCUUCCGCAGAAAUAGAAAGAUCGUGAUGGAUAGUGAUGACGAAGAAGAGGAUGACGGUGAAUGGCUUGUUCCCGAAAGUCAGCGUACAGGGCUAUCUCUAGGCAAAGUCGGCGGUUCCGACGACGAAGAUGCAGAAGGCGGCGGCGAAUGGCUUCGUUCUGACGAUUCUGAAACUGAUGACGAACCUGAAUCGCCUAGUCAGCGGGGAGCUCACCGCAAACCCCAGGUUGAAGAGGACUCUGACGAUGAUAUCUACUUGAAUCCCGGAGACGACGAAAACCAGGUUCUCCCAUCGACCAAGAUCCGUCAAUUGAUGAAAAUUCUUCGACGAGAAGCGCCCGAUUUUAAGUUCAUCGUGUUUUCCGUCUUUACUUCUAUGCUUGAUAAAAUUGAGCCGUUCCUCAGCCGCGCUGGUAUCGGUUAUGCACGAUACGACGGAAGCAUGCGCAAUGACCUCCGAGAGGCGAGUCUGGAGAAACUCAGGAACCACCGGGGGACCCGUGUACUGCUUUGUAGUUUGCGGGCUGGGGCGCUGGGGCUGAAUCUCACUGCAGCAAGUCGCGUGGUCAUUUUAGAACCAUUCUGGAACCCGUUCGUGGAAGAGCAAGCGAUUGAUCGUGUGCACCGACUUAACCAGACAGUGGAUGUCAAAAUCUACAAGAUGAUCAUUAAAGACACCGUCGAAGAGCGAAUCCUGGAUCUACAAGAGCGAAAACGCGAACUCGCUAAUGUGACCAUCGAAGGCAAGACGGCAGCGGCCAAAUUGACGAUGAACGACAUGAUGGCACUGUUUGGCAGAGACGCCGAGUCGCGAUACACAGGCGGCCAGAGCAGUUUGGAAUUCUCGCCGCAGAAGGGAAAUCUGCUGAGGUCCGAUUACGAAUCCUCUACUCAGAACCGGUCAAAUGGCGCUCCUGAAGGCUCUCGUGAUCGCAAAGGCAAACAAGAAAGACGAGUGCCUUCGACUGAAAACUCUGUUUAUGCAAGACGGUGGUAG